AUGCCGUUUGUCCCGGUCGAUGCAGAAUGGGUGAAGGCCGGCAUGCCUGUCGAGAUGCCCCCCUCCCUGGCUCUCACGCUCCCGUUGCCUUUUGGACUUUCCCAACUACCCCGUCGUAAACCUUUGGUCUUCCUGAUACGGGACGGCGACCAUAAUUGGAGGACGCACGACCCUGAAGGAUCCGUUCGUGAAAUCGACAUCAUGGGCUGGCUUUUCUCCUACGUCAAGCCCCAAGGACGAAUAAUGCUGUUCUCAUCACCUCUUCGUCGAGCUAUCAACACCUCCUUGGGGCUCUUUUCGGCUGUUUUCACUACAAACCCUGACGCCCGUCUGAGACUGCUACCAUAUGCCUGCGAGAUUGUAACUGGUGCUAUUGCUGAUGUCGGCUCGCCCAGAAAGGUUCUAGAGCAGCAAUAUGGCAACAAGAUCAAUGCCGAAUCCCUUGGAGAGGAAUGGUUCAAGGAAGAACGGAUAGCAAAAGCCACGCUUCAGAACAGUUUCUGGCGUGCCCGAGAGGUGCGAAGAUUUCUCCGGGAUGUGCCGCCCGAAAUCGAUGCUGUUGUCCUUGUCAGUCACAGCGCUUUUCUCAAAUACUUGACCGACAAUGACCCAUCAACGGACUGGGACGCACACGAACUGCGGGUGUAUACGUUCAGGGACACCGAAUCAGCAAGUCAAGAAGCCCGUCUAGAGGAACACCCUGCCUCGUUAGCCAUACGGAGAACGCUUCAAGAACGGCUUGCUGGACAACGAAGACGGGCGACGGAAGAGACGAUUCGACGUUUGCAGGAUGGUCAGCUGCACUUCCAAUUCCAAUGA
Messenger RNA from Aspergillus terreus NIH2624, 819 nucleotides. RefSeq lists its product as uncharacterized. The coding region runs from base 1 to 819 and encodes 272 amino acids. The record is from RefSeq and is a predicted model, not a curated record. NCBI's taxonomy places the organism in Eukaryota, Fungi, Ascomycota, Eurotiomycetes, Eurotiales, Aspergillaceae. The transcript has 4 exons.